This is a messenger RNA of Cetraspora pellucida, 1237 nucleotides long. The record is from the annotation of a GenBank genome assembly. NCBI's taxonomy places the organism in Eukaryota, Fungi, Glomeromycota, Glomeromycetes, Diversisporales, Gigasporaceae.
AUGGCAGAUUCACAAACUACAAUUGCUUCGCUAAGAGAAUUAAAUUCUAAACUUACAGUUGUGAUUACUGAACUUAGAAAGAAGUAUGCUAAGAUCGAAGCUGAAAAUACAAAGUUAAAGCAGAUUAUGGAAGAGAAUACUGAAUUUAAGACUAGGGUUUCGAAAUUGAAACAAAAAUUAUCACAUAAUGACGAAGAAAAAGGUGCCCCUAUUGCUAAGUUAGAUGAUGAUACUGCAUCUUACAAAACGAACUCUGAUGAUACCCCUGAACAGAUAAAAAAUAUAUCUAACAAUAUUUCUAAUUCUGAUAUAUUCCAGGAGUCGAAUAUUCAAUAUUCUAAAUCACUUAUUCAUACAGAGUCUGAAUCUUCUGAAAAUAAAGAGAUCAAAUUUCUCAAUCGAAUACAUAGAGAAACUGUUAGCAAUGAAAUAAAAGAGAGAAAUCAGGAAAAGAAGCUUCAAACCCAAAGUUCUUUAUCAUAUAAUAAAGAUAAUUCAUCAUGGCCAGAAAAAUUCGUAAACUAUUUAAUUGGAAUUGAUAAGAUUAAGUAUGUUACCUGCAGUGCAAAUGAUAUUUCAAAAUUAACCAUUGCACAAAUUCAAAACAUUAUAAAUCAAGUAACCUCAAAAAUCAUUUCCUUAAGAAAUAAUCAAAAUCAUGUGACUGAAACAGAGGCAAGUAGUAAUAAAAACGACGAUUAUUAUAGAAUUACUGAUAAAUCUUUAUGCUCAUUAUGCAAGUUAGAUAAUGAUGAUGAUAAUGGUAUAAGAGGCAGAUAUGAAGUUGAAUCCUACUAUAUUAAAUGUGAACAGCAUAGAAUUGAAAUUGAGAAAGCUAAAUUAACAGAAUUGUCAGAUAUGUUGACAGAUAAAAUUCGUUCUAGGUUAUAUAAAAGCUUUUCUUGUUAUUAUCCAGGAUUUACAUACUCAUUGAAAUCAUUUUCCUCACACCAUUCCAAAUUUUCUUCUAAAAAAUUGUUCAAAGUGCUUUCUAAUAAGUUACCUUCUACUAUAUCUAUUUUUCCUACUUCUAUGUUGAUAAUUGGAAUUAGAUGUCAAUUGGCUAGGUCUUGGAUUGGGUGGUGUUUGAGAGAUAUAAUAGUUCUCAAAGGGGUUACUAUCAUUAGUCAUAAAGAUAAUAGUGUUAUUACUCAUAGUGGUGGCAUUAUUAGUCUUAAGGGUAGUGUUGGUAUCAUUAGGCUUGAGGGUAGUAUUAGUGUUAUUAGUCUUGAUGAUG